Molecule: messenger RNA, 1240 nt
Organism: Rhopilema esculentum
Lineage: Eukaryota; Metazoa; Cnidaria; Scyphozoa; Rhizostomeae; Rhizostomatidae
Source: RefSeq, a predicted model, not a curated record
AAAUGGAAGUUCUACACAUUCUCACAGUAAUUGCACUCAUUGGCUUUAACGAAGCAGCACGAUGCAAGAACACGACUUUUUACGCCACCCCUUCACUACGCUGGGUAAACCUUUUGGAGGAAAAAAGUGCAGAUUGUACAUAUCACAUAAAGCCAAACACGACAUAUGCAAGCAAAUAUUACCUGAAACUAGACUGGUGGGAAGUUCAUGUUGAAGGCAAAAUGCCCACCUGCGAGGACGAAUACAUUGAACUUUUCCUCACCGAAUCAAAGACUUAUGUAGGGAAAUUUUGCACCAACAAUACAGAGGGUGUGCCUUAUGAAUUGGUAUCUUAUGAUGGCAGCGCAACAAUAAGAAUCUUCUCUAAAACAAACUGGAUAUAUGGAAAGAUCGUUUUUUAUAUGCAGGUAAAACCAUAUGCAGAAUCACUUGGUGGAAGUCAAGAUAAACGUUGCAUCAUUAACCCAUUGGCACAUACUGGGUAUAUCCAUUCCACUGGUUGGCCAAAAGGGUAUAUGGCAUCUCAGGAGACUUGCCAUUAUUAUGUGAAAAAUGACUUAGUACAGAAGGAAUUUGUCUUCAUUUUCUGGGAAUUGGAUGUUGACAACAGGUCACCUGAUGUAUGUGAUGAACAAGAUGACUAUGUUAUGAUCAAAGGUGCGAAUGAAGAUGAUAGAAGCAAAGCGAAGCCGGUCAGUGGCCGGGUGUGCAGCAUGACUCAAAUGAGGUUCUUCAGGACUAGGUAUAAACACAUUUUCGUGGAGUUUGUAAGACAACGAGGCUCAGGACCAGCACACAGAGGAUUUGUUGUUGGUUUCAAAGGAUACUUCUUCAAAAAUGGCACAAUUGGACCAGAUGAAAGUCGUAACAUUACGAAUGGAACUACGAAACCGGGGGGCGACAAGAAAGAUGGAAGAAACCAUGCUGUUCUUACUACUCAUAGUUUAAGUCUAGUUACUUUUGUGUUUAUUUUCUGGCAAUGUUUGACUUUAAUUAACUAAAAAACUGAGUAAUAAAAAAUUGCAGCUGUCUUUUUGCGUAAUUGGUUAUUAAUUUUGAAGGAGAUAGCUAUAUUAUUUAAUAUUGUUAAUAAAUACUACUGCCGAAAGCUAGAAAUGAAUAUUACAUGUACUUUGUUUUUCUGUCCAUUUUGAAAUAGCCUCGUUUUUAAAUUUUGUGACGUUAUCAUUGUGUAGCCACCUUUGAAGUAAAUUGAUGAUUACAAUUACUAUUGAAUCGA